This is a messenger RNA of Drepanopeziza brunnea f. sp. 'multigermtubi' MB_m1, 357 nucleotides long. RefSeq lists its product as uncharacterized. Lineage: Eukaryota; Fungi; Ascomycota; Leotiomycetes; Helotiales; Drepanopezizaceae. The record is from RefSeq and is a predicted model, not a curated record.
AUGGAUUACCUCAAUAAGUUUACCGGCGGUGACAACAAGGAGCAGAACCAGAACCAGCAACAAAACUCGGGCUCCACCCAGCAGUCCGGCGAGAGCAGCGGCGGUUUUCUCAGCGGCCUCAGCAACAAGCUGAAUUCCGCUGCUGGAGGCGGCAAGGAGAGCGAGAAGAACGAGGACUACCUAGAUAAGGGAAUCGACUACGUUCAGGAGAAGUUCAUGGGCCAAGGCGCUCAGGACAACGAGUCUGCCGUUGAGCAGGCCAAGGACGAGCAGAUCUCCGACUUUAUUCGCGGCCAGUACAAGAGUGCGACGGGCAAGGACAUCCCCAUUAAGGAUAAGGAGACGAGACUUGGUUGA